Molecule: messenger RNA, 531 nt
Organism: Dibothriocephalus latus
Lineage: Eukaryota; Metazoa; Platyhelminthes; Cestoda; Diphyllobothriidea; Diphyllobothriidae
Source: the annotation of a GenBank genome assembly
AUGCCCCUUCUAUCAGGGGUUCAAGGCAAGCUGAUCCUCCUACUGCUUGCUGCAGUUAUCUUUUACGUCAUUUACGAGAAUUAUCGAACGUCCAGCAUCUCGUCAGUGCUGAUAUCGAAACAUGAUGAGGCUGGGAACCGGCCUGCUAUCCUUCAACUUCUGCGAGCUGAAGUUAAUCGCAUCCUCGGCGACGAGACAACGGGGGAUGAUGCUUCAGACGAGUCAUCCUCCCUGCUCCUGGACUUCAUUGAAAUCGAUGGUCUAAAUAUCAUCAUCAUCAUCAUCAUCAUCAUCAUCAUCAUCAUCAUCAUCAUCAUCAUCUCAUCAUCAUCAUCAUCAUCAUCAUCAUCAUCAUCAUCAUCAUCAUCAUCUUUCAUCAUCAUCAUCAUCAUCAUCAUCAUCAUCAUCAUCAUCAUCAUCAUCACCACCACCACCACCACCACCACCACCACCACCACCACCACCACCACCAAAAUCCCACCAAAAUCACAUUGUAUGUGCUAUCAUGAUUCAUUAAAAGUAGCCGCUUGA